AAAAAAACUACUUUCUGUUUAGUGACAACGUUGUAUUCCAGCUUUUUGUCUAAUUAUUACAGUUUUAUCCAAACACUGUCUUCUCUGAACCUCUUUUCAUUUCAAAGUUAGAUUAGAUAGAUAUCAUACUUGGUUCCAUCUCAAGCUAGAAACUAAGUAUUGUUGGCGAUGGCUGAUAUAAAAGAAGAGAUGAAGAAUGUUGAAGCACCAGAAAUGGAGAAAGAAGAAACGCCGCCGCCUCAGAAGACGAAGCGCGUGGCUUCUCUGGAUAUCUUUCGAGGCCUCACUGUUGCGUUGAUGGUGUUGGUUGAUGAUGCCGGAGGAGAGUGGCCAGUGAUAGGGCAUGCGCCAUGGAAUGGCUGCAAUCUUGCUGAUUUUGUGAUGCCAUUCUUUCUGUUUAUUGUGGGAAUGGCUAUUGCACUUGCUCUCAAGAGAAUACCAGAAAAGUUAGUGGCUAUCAGAAAGGUUAUCUUAAGGACCCUAAAACUUCUAUUUUGGGGACUCCUAUUACAAGGAGGCUAUUCACAUGCCCCUGACAAGCUAACGUAUGGUGUGGACAUGAAAAGGAUAAGGUGGUGUGGCAUUCUCCAGAGGAUUGCUCUUGCUUAUUUUGUGGUGGCAAUGGUAGAGAUUUCAAUGCAAAAAUCCCAGGCUAAGGUUCUAUCCCGGGAACGAUUCUCCAUAUUUAAGCUAUACUAUCGACAGUGGGUGGUUGGAGGUUGUGUUUUAGUGGUUUACUUGGCAACAUUGUAUGGAACUUAUGUUCCUGACUGGCAAUUCCUUGUGGAAAAUACAGACAGCCCUGACUUUGGGAAGAUCUUAACUGUAUCUUGCAAUGUCCGAGGGAAACUGGAUCCUCCCUGUAAUGCAGUGGGUUAUGUUGACAGACAAGUGCUAGGAAUCAAUCACAUGUAUCCACAUCCGGCCUGGAAGAGAUCUAAGGCUUGCACGAAGAGUUCUCCAUACGAGGGUCCUUUCAGAAAUGAUGCCCCGUCGUGGUGUUGGGCGCCUUUUGAACCAGAAGGAAUACUGAGCUCAAUUUCUGCUAUCCUCUCUACUGUUAUUGGAGUUCAUUUUGGACAUGUUCUUAUCCAUUUCAAGGAUCAUUCUUCUCGACUUUUGCAUUGGAUUGCCAUGGGACUUGCCCUUCUGCUUUUAGGAAUCAUCCUUCAUUUCACAAAUGCCAUUCCCCUAAACAAGCAACUCUACACUUUGAGCUAUGUCUGUGUGACAUCUGGAGCCGCCGCAUUGGUGUUCUCAGCCUUCUACAUUCUGGUUGACAUUGGGAAGCUCAGAUAUGUGUUUAUGCCACUGGAAUGGAUUGGGAUGAAUGCAAUGUUGGUUUAUGUCAUGGCAGCUGAAGGCAUUUUUGCAGGUUUUAUCAAUGGCUGGUACUAUGAUGAUCCUCACAACACACUGGUGUAUUGGAUCCAGAAACAUGUGUUUAUUGGAGUAUGGCAUUCAAAAAGAGUGGGAACUUUGAUGUAUGUAAUAUUUGCAGAGAUAUUGUUCUGGGCUGUCAUUGCUGGUUUGUUUCAUUGGCUAGGCAUUUACUGGAAACUGUAAAACCUUUUUACUGCAACUGUAAGCUUCACCCAUGUGCAAUAUUAUCAUUGGCUUCUUACGUUUU
Ipomoea triloba (trilobed morning glory) is the source of this 1630-nucleotide messenger RNA. RefSeq names its product heparan-alpha-glucosaminide N-acetyltransferase. Lineage: Eukaryota; Viridiplantae; Streptophyta; Magnoliopsida; Solanales; Convolvulaceae. The coding region runs from base 169 to 1566 and encodes 465 amino acids. The record is from RefSeq and is a predicted model, not a curated record. The transcript has 13 exons.